GCAACGCUUCCAAACUCCUAACCUAACCGGUGUAACCGUGUAAUUGUUUGUGACUCUGCGAACGUCCACGGAAGUAAAUAAUACGUACAGCAUAUAAUAAAUUAAGGGUUCUGCUAAGGGGAAAACUCAUCCGAUUCCUGAAAACCAAAAGUAGAAUCUGUUCUGAUUCUCAAUCGACAUGCGUAUCACGGAAAUUCUUUAUAAGGAAUUGAUUAGAGUUCAUAAUAUCCCUUACCGAUACCGUGGGAAAUAUCGUAUCGAAAAGAAACCAACCUACAAAGAUAUAUUGGAUUAUAAGAAGGACCUUGAAAGAGAAGAACAAAAUAUGUUGUUGCUAAGACACCCGUACCUUACCUUCGAACAGUCCUGUGGUCAUAUGGCUGAGAAAAAGAAAGACAUACGACUGAACAAACUAAACAUGUGGCAAGAAACGGCAAAUGCAAGGUUCAAUAAACGAAUUACUAUACAGGAUCGAUUAAGACAUUACAUGAUAUGCGAACCUUGGGAAUAAUCAAUAUAUAUAUUAUAAAGAAUAAUAUCUUGUUGUCUCUGUACAAAUAAAUGUUUAGUUCACAACAAUGAUUAGGAUAAUGUUUGUUAUACGUUAGACUCGAGGUUGUAAGAAAUGUUCAGUAUCCGUUAUCUACGAAGUAGAUAAAUUGAAGCAAAAUUACAUAACCAAAAUAACGAGUCGAAGUAUAAAAUACUGGAAAUACAUCUUAAAAUUUAACGUA
Messenger RNA from Megalopta genalis, 734 nucleotides. RefSeq names its product large ribosomal subunit protein mL63. The record is from RefSeq and is a predicted model, not a curated record. Gene Ontology annotation, cellular component: mitochondrial ribosome. Lineage: Eukaryota; Metazoa; Arthropoda; Insecta; Hymenoptera; Halictidae. Gene Ontology annotation, biological process: mitochondrial translation. Gene Ontology annotation, molecular function: structural constituent of ribosome.